AUGGAGGCUGCUCUUUCAAAAGAAAUCCCUCAGUUUGUGAGUGUCAUGGAGAAGUGGGAAGAUCAAACGCAGAAGACCUGCCAUAAGCUGGAGCAGAAUGUCAGUGUUGCACUUGAGGACGGAGACGGAGAGGUGGAGCAUGCCUUUGCUAGCCUAUACAGCUACGCACAAGAUUCCUUGACUUUCGGCCCUGCUUGUCUGUCAAAAAUCACCAUGGGCACGGUGGAAUCUGCUCUUGAUAAGCUGUUGCAGCAUUCCGAAAAACAGCUGCAGCAGCUGCACAGCCACCUGGAUCGCUACCAGUUUGAAGCUGCCUCGAAGUGCAUGCAACAGCUGCAGGCACUUCAUGUCUUCUUUGAAGGCGGCUUCGCGGAGCAAGUUGCAAGACUCGAGCAGCGAAGCGGUUUGCCCUCGGAGAAAGUGCAACAGAUCCAGGAGGUGCUGGCGAAUGUGAGGCCAGAGUCUGUGCACAACCUGGGCGAGAAAGCUGAGGGCAUGGUGGAGGCAAGAGCCACGGACUUGUUGGAGCGAAAUUUGUUCGACAAGUUUGCAGAAUUGAUUUGUCAGCUUCCGCACUUGGGAAUGUUUCUGCAUGGCCGUGAUAAUCCAAGCAAACUUCGGUCAAAGCUGCGCGAAUUGGUGGUCAAGACACACAGCCAAGCUCACAAAAAAAUUGAACAGUGUUGGGAUACUGAUGACGAUGAGCAGUUGUUCCAACACUUGAGCCAGCUCGCAUCCAUCUCCAAGUCCAAGAUCAUUGUCGACCUUGACGUUGAGCUCCGCAGUGUGACUCGUGAUUGGAAGCGUAAGCUGAAGGACAAAAUGGACGAUCACGGCUCUGUAGCCGAGGAGAGGCUCAAGAGCUGGGCAGAAGGCACAGCACGUCAGACGAUUGUUGUGGAACUCACCAGGGAGCUGAUCAAUCUGGCCCGCAUGCACUUGCUGCUUCAUCACGAAGCCUUUCGGGAGGUUGCAGCAGAUGCACGGAAGUUGCUGGUUGCACUGUUGGAUAUGUGCGCAGGCUGCCCUCAGGGGCACACCCUCAUUCGGGAGCUGGAUAAGGCUCUCCAGCCCGAGAUGCUGCAUUCACGGGACGCUAGAUAUGGCUCGUGGAUUGCACAAACCUUUAGUCAUUUCCGAGACUGGGGAACUCUCCACUUCAAUCAGGUCAUGAAGAAGUCGCCGGAGGAUAUCCUAAAACAAUGGGAGCUGCCGGAUGCGGAGAAGACGGAGCUCAAAGCAGGAUAUCAUGCGUACGAGGAGACCGAGAAAAGCAUCUUGAAUCGCUGGGACCAGGGGCGCGAUUUUUCUCUUGAAGACGUGGUCGCGCAAGCUUGCAAGCUUGCACAGUCCACUUCACAAUUAUCUUCAGUGCAGAAGGCCGAGCUCUUAGCUCAUGUUUCUGCAACGUACAGCAUAUGCACCUGUGGGAAAGCAUAUGCCGAAAUGAAAGCCGAUGCUAAAGCAGAUGUGGACACGUCCUUGCUCUUGAAGAAAUUGCACCCAAGCCAGGUUUUCACCUGCCUUCGCUUGCUUGGUUGUAGUCGUGAUGAAGAUCUGCGCAGUCAUUUGGUGCAAGUGAGGACUGGGGAAGGCAAAUCGAUUGUUCUGGGUAUGCUUGCGACUGUACUUGGCCUUUCUGGGAAGAAGGUAAGCGUGGUUUGCUAUUCUCAGUACCUGAGCGACAGGGACCAGAAGGAUUUCGCACCUCUUUUUGAGCUCUUCCAGCUUCAAGACCGCAUCAAGUACGACAUCAUCGAAAGCUAUGUCGAGAACAGGGUCAAGGACAUGCGGCCAUGCACAGAGGCUUUGCUUUCCGGCGAACCUGACACCACCGCAGUACAUGAGGCUGGCACGUCUGGUCUUGAAGAAGUGUUGCUGGUGGAUGAAGCGGACAUUCUGCUCAGUGAGAGCUACCUUGGGGGUACAUUCAACCAGGUGGCUGAGGUUGGGGCAGCCGGCUUGCUUCGAAAGAUCUGGGAAUUGGGUGAGUCGGUGCCCAAGGAUCAGCUGCUGGAGGAGGCCAGAAAAAGCCAAGAGUAUGAUGCCCUGAAGCAGCAACUGGGAGGACAGUGGGGCUUUCUAAUCGACUUCGAGACUCAACGGAUAUUGGCUCAGCUCAAGGAGUUUCAAAGCUCAGCCCAUGCCCGUCGAUUCCAUUUCGACGAAGUCGACAAAAGGAUUGGAUACUUUCAACAUGACACCGUGAACUAUGACGUAUCGUUCGGGUAUCACACCGUUUUUGCAUAUCUGCAGCUGGCAGACGAAGGGAAGCUAGCGGACGAUACUCUAGAAGCUGUUCUGAAUCUUCAAAUUCCGUGUGCACGGUAUUCCUAUGCAGACAUUCUGCUCCCCAAGGUCAUACUUGGUGUCUCUGGCACAGUCCCUGAGCGGGACUCCGGCAAGCGUGCUGUCCUUCAGCAGGUUCUUGGUAUUGAUGAUGAAGGCCAAUACAGCUGCAUGCCUUCCGUCUUUGGGGAGUCGAACUUGCGUUUCUUGGAUUCAGCGGCUGUUGGCAGCCCACUUCUGGUCUGCGAUGUGCACGACUAUUUCCUGGAAAUUGCUAAGGACAUAAACCAGAAGUUACGGGAGGGGCGUGCCGUUUUGGUGUUUUUUGCGGAUCGUGCCAGACUGGAAGCAUUUGCAGCUUCAGAGCAAUGUGGCAAUGUCGUCUCCAAGCCGGAUGUCCUCAGCGAACUAAAUUCUCCAGAGGAGCGGACCAGCAUCGUUCUCCGCGCCGCGACCGUUGGGCGUGUGACUCUUUGCACUGCAGCUUUUGGGCGAGGCACAGACUUCAUAAGUGUGGACUCCCAGCUUCUUGAGAAUGGUGGCCUGCACGUGAUCCAAUCAUUCUUCUCCAUGGACAAGAGCGAGGAGAUCCAGAUCCAGGGACGCACAGCAAGGCAAGGCCAGCCGGGGAGCUACUCGAUGAUCCUCAGUGCGGAGGACCUAGAAAGUCAAGGCCUGAAAGACAUUCCCAAAGGGUCUCCAACUGAGAAGUACCAGGUGCUAGAAAAGUUCCGGGAACAGCGUGGACACGAGUGGAAGGCAAACGUCGACGACAAACUGGUGCAGGCCCAGAGGUUGCAAGCGAAGACGGAAGACUUCGCAAGGGCUGUGGAAACAGGAAAUGCUGAUGAAGUGCGCGCAGCUUUCCGACGCUUCUACAACUUUGCACAAGGGGAACAGGAAGCCAAUGUGGCCAAUGCGGCUUGUUUCACCGUGACAGCUGAAAACGCGUUGUGUCGUCGGCAGCACCGCAUCGUCUUUGUUUGCGAUGCCACAGGUUCCAUGAAAGGUUUGUGGAAGCAGACUCGCAAUGCAAUCAGAACGGCCCUAGACCGCCUUGACGAGAUCGGAGGCUUCUUCGAGUUCAUGUGGAUCGCAUACAGAGACUACAGUUCGUCUGCGACAGAUCUUGUGCAGAAGAGCGUUUGCACGGACAAUGCCAGCGAGCUGGAGAAGUUCCUUGAUGGCGUGUUUUGCCACGGAGGUGCAGGGGACGGUGCAGAAGCCGUCGAGGCCGGACUUCGGGAAGCGAGGCUUCAGCAUGGGCGGGGACAAGUCUCUGGCAUCAUUCUGAUCGGCGACGACAUUCCGAGGGAAAGAAUAGUGGAAGAGAGCCACUUCAAGUGCAGAAUGGAGACCGACUACCACGCAGAGACCCUUCGGCUGCGCGAGCUUGGAGUGCCCGUUUUCAGCUUCAGGGUCGGUAACCAUUCCGGUGUGGAGAAGACUUUCAGAUACAUUUCAGAGCAAACUGGCGGUCAGUUCAAUGACUUGAACCUGGAUGUGGAGACAGAGGUCUUGGUCGAUGUUCUGUGCACCUUCUCCAUCACGGCUGCUGGUGAUCAUGAGCAGUUGGCUGAGUACAGGCGGCGCUACAAGAGGUUCGUUCACGCUUUUGGAAAUGUUUGCCCAAAGACUUUGCGUGUGCAGCGCUGGCGCAGACUCCUGCAAGAGUUUGGAGGCUUCGUGCCUCCCGUAGACAGCAAGGAACACAGCUCGCUCUUCUUCUAUGUUUUGCUGGCAACCGGACUGGCUUUUUGGACACGGGCUAUGCCGACACCUUUCUUGCCGCUGGUUAUGUCGCGGGAUUUUCACCAGACGCCAGCGCACGUCGGAUUUGCAAUGUCGGUGUACCCUUUGGGCGCCUUCGUUGCCACACCGUGCGCAGCCGCGCAGGCACAGCGGUCUUCGCAAAUCCUGCGUUUGCAUUCUUGGACGCUAAUGUUCAUGGCAUUGAGUUCUCUUCUCCUGGCAUUGUCACACCAGGUGCACGACUUUGCAGGACCGGAUGCUGUCUUCGUGGCGCUGCUCGUAUGCCGUUUCACCCAAGGCAUCAGCCAGGCAUACUACAUGGCAGCCAACACCACUUUGAUUUCGAGAAGCUUUACAGCUGUGGCCUACACUGUGGCCAUGGCGGAAGUGGCAGUUGGCUCGGGCGCGCAGCUCGGGCGACUUGCCGGUGGCCUUCUUUUCGACCUGGGCGGCUUCGGUUGCCCCUUCCUUGUCGCUUCUGUGGCGCUUUCUCUUUGCGCCCUCGUCGGCCUGAUGUUCGAAGACGAGGUCCAAGAGGACGAGGAAGUCUGCCGUGGUGGUGACUCAGAAGACACGCAGGACUCCUGGAAGGCUUUCUUCACACUGCGCAUCUUCGUGACAGUGGCAGGUGUUUUCUCCGCUUACAUGGUGACAGGUCUCAUGGAUUCCACCCUGCCCCAGCACUUGGAGGCACAUUUGGGCCCUCUAUCCGUCUCGGCAGUCAGUGCCAUCAGCUCCCUGCGAAGUUUGACGUACCUGCUGGUGUCAUGGCAGUGCGCCCAAGUCCUGCGCCUGGAGCUCCUGAGCUUGGAGGCGCUGCAAUCCGCCGGCUUCGGCCUCGCGACGCUGGGCCUGAUUCUUGUGGCACCGCAGCGCUUUGUUGUGGACACGGAGUCGCUCCUGCCCAGCGGAGCCCUGGCCAAUGCUUGGGCUUGUCAGAUCCUCGCUCUGGUGCUGACGUCCACAGGGAACGCCAUGCUUUUCGUGCCUGGUCUGCCGCUGCUGCAGGCAGAAGUCCGACAUCUAGGACCUGCUGCGUCGGAGCGUGUCUCCUCUCUGCUGAUGGCCGCAAUGUCGGGAGGCGAGUUCCUCGGUCCCAUCGCAGGCGGCGCCUUGGAGGAACGCUGUGGCUUCCGCGACUCCUCGGCGCUCUUCGCGGCGGGGCUUGCGCCAGGCGUUCCCAUGGGACUCGUCGCCUUCUUUGGCCCCCAGUCCAGCCGAAGCCGGGACCAGCCGCUGCUUGAGAGGCAGUUCUCGUACACGGAGGAGUCGAUUGACUUGGCCAAGAACCUCACGGUCCCUUUUGAUCCUGAGAGCGCCUACAGGUUCCGACGCCUGGCUUUCCUGGGGCCGGAAGUCCGCAGGCGCGUGCACUCUGCUCCAGCGCAGGAGCGUCGCCCAUUCGUUCCCCGACUGCCGGGUUCUUCCACAGCACCCUCCUCGAUCUUCCGCCGGAUCUUCCUCCCGGAGGCCAAAGCCGCCCGGGCGCCGCUACCAUCGAUCCCUGAGGCUCGUCGGGCUAGCUCGUACGGGCAUAGUGGUCGCAGCAGUGGACACGGAGAAAGGUCUGACAGAAAAAAAUAG
This is a messenger RNA of Symbiodinium necroappetens, 5625 nucleotides long. The record is from the annotation of a GenBank genome assembly. Lineage: Eukaryota; Dinophyceae; Suessiales; Symbiodiniaceae.